Planococcus citri (citrus mealybug) is the source of this 2370-nucleotide messenger RNA. RefSeq names its product zinc finger protein 260-like. Gene Ontology annotation, molecular function: RNA polymerase II cis-regulatory region sequence-specific DNA binding; DNA-binding transcription factor activity, RNA polymerase II-specific; zinc ion binding. Gene Ontology annotation, biological process: regulation of transcription by RNA polymerase II. Gene Ontology annotation, cellular component: nucleus. The record is from RefSeq and is a predicted model, not a curated record. Bases 261 to 2252 code for a protein of 663 amino acids. The transcript is spliced from 10 exons. Lineage: Eukaryota; Metazoa; Arthropoda; Insecta; Hemiptera; Pseudococcidae.
UAUUAUUUUUUUUUGAUUUCUUUUGGAAAAUUUGAUUAAAAAAAUAAGUUUUCAUUGGAUUUAUAAAAGUAUCGAAGUAAUCAAAGUUAAUUAUGUGUUAGAAAUGAUUGUAUAAUUUUUUCGUGGCUCAAACCGUAUCCCUCCUAUCUAAUCAAUAAUUAUAGAUUUAUUUAAGCUCGAAUUCAAUACAGAUUCUUUCUGAAAUAAUCACCGAAAACCCAAGAGAUCUCGGAUUUCUCAAUAAGUAAUCGGAAUUCAGAAUGGACACUCUUGACAGAAUAUGUAUAUGUAGGUUGUGUGCUUUGGAGAAAGAAAUCUACCUCAGAAUUUACGAUGAAGAAGGAUAUAAACUGGCCCUUGGUAUAAAAAUUAGUAAAUACCUACAAAUUGAAGUCGACGAGAAGGAUUCUUUACCCAAAAGUAUUUGCUGCGAAUGUUUCUCAAAGCUGGAAGACUAUUCAAAUUUCGUGAAUAACAGUCAAAAUGCUCAAAUAGCUCUACUGAAGAUUUUCCCUCUUUUCGAAGACAAUUCAUUGAAAGAAGAGAAUCUCUAUGCGCACGAUGCUAUUUUUCAAGCGCAAUCGAAUUUACUGAAUUUUAGUACAGCUGAGUUGGAUAAAGUGGAUCAACGGGAAGCAACUUUCGAAUGCACUGAUUUAAAUUUAACAGUUCCCGGUUCCAGUUGUUUUUUUGAUACUAACAAACCAGCAGAUUGUUUAUUCGAAGAACGAAAUAAAAUCAUACAAAAUAACUCCGCAGCCGGAGAAUGCUCCACCGAUUUAAGUCACCAAGUUCAGUGUGAUGGAAUGAAUAACGAGUGCGCUAAUUUAAAUUCUGCGGAUUGCAAUUUAUUCAAUUUACGUAAAAAACUUAAUAAGCGAAAAUGCGUCACUCCGGUACGUUAUUUCACCAAUAACGCGGCUGCGGCUCGGACAAAGCGAAAAUUGUGCCGUAAAAAGAAAAUAGUCGCUGCGAAGAAGAAAAAAAUGGAUUCAAAUACGAAUAAAGAUCAAGAAGAUUACAGUGAAAACGAAUCUGAACUAUUCAAGGAAAAAUACUUUAAUCAUUUUCCUUGGACGUGUACCGGAUGCGAGGCAAAUUUUCCCACUUUGAUCGAAUUACAAGAUCACUACGCCGAUUAUCACCUGCAGUCACCUCGUUACAUGUGUCCGUACUGCUACAAAGUCUACAUGCAAUAUCAAGGCUUCGUAAGUCAUAUGAAAAAACGACAGUGCGAUACCGAAGCCACCUGCGAUCAAUGUGGUAAAGUAUUUUCUGCGAAGAGACUGCUCGAGACGCAUAUGCUACUCCAUACCGGCAAAAGACCGUACGAAUGCAAUCAUUGUGGAAAAUCAUUCCGGCAACAAAGCGCUUUGUACGUCCAUAGCAGGUGCCAUUUGCCCGAACACAUGAAAGUCGAGUACUCUUGUGAUCAGUGUGAUAAAAGUUUUUCAACUAAACCUAACUUGAUCACGCAUAAAAAAAUACAUACCGGAGUUCGUAACUAUGUAUGUGACUUAUGCGGUAAAAGUUUCGUUCAGAAGGGUAACUUAUGCGCUCACAAAUUGACUCAUUCCAACACUAAGCCGUUUACUUGCGAAAUAUGUAAUAAGGAAUUCAAGACUUCGAUGCAAUUACGUAAGCAUAGCAAUGUUCAUACGGGCAAAAAACCCCAUCAAUGUGAUACUUGUGGACGGACAUUCCGAGAAAGAGGAACGCUAAAAGAGCAUUAUCGAAUUCACACCGGUGCGAUGCCUUUCUCUUGUGAAUUUUGUGGAAAAGCGUUCAGAUUCAAAGGCGUUUUAACGACUCAUCGACGACAGCAUACCGGCGAAAAACCAUAUUCUUGCCUAGAAUGUCAACAUCAUUUCACCAACUGGCCCAACUACAAUAAACACAUGAAACGUCGUCACGGCAUAAAUACUAGUAAAGCAACACGGAUCAAAUUAGAUGAACCUGCACAGAAUCAUCCUGUUCCUCAGGAAACUAUAAAUAGCAAUACUGACGGUAUGGAUAUUCCAUCUUUCGAAGACACGCUUCAACCUGUUUCUGUACAUAAUGACAAAACAGUGGAUUUAUUCGACACUACAAAUGCUAACGAUAAUAUGGCGACGACGUAUUUGCUAUCGCAUCAAAAUUACGCUUAUAACUCGCUAAACGCGUAUUAUAAUAUGACCACUUUGCAGACUAUUAAUCAGACCAGCGAAGUGGUUGAUAUGAUGAAUACGAAUAUGUACAGGGAUUACGUUUAAGGGAUCAUCUUUUACUUCAUUAUAUUAUUUAUUUGGUAUUUAUGUAUUUUUUUAACGUUUUUUUGUUUUAUUACAUUAUUUUUGGGUGAAAAAAUAAAAUGUACCUAGUCUGUUUCGA